Kalmanozyma brasiliensis GHG001 is the source of this 3186-nucleotide messenger RNA. RefSeq names its product ALIX V-shaped domain protein. Lineage: Eukaryota; Fungi; Basidiomycota; Ustilaginomycetes; Ustilaginales. The transcript has a single exon. Gene Ontology annotation, molecular function: protein binding. Gene Ontology annotation, cellular component: endosome. Bases 1 to 3186 code for a protein of 1061 amino acids. The record is from RefSeq and is a predicted model, not a curated record. Gene Ontology annotation, biological process: protein transport to vacuole involved in ubiquitin-dependent protein catabolic process via the multivesicular body sorting pathway.
AUGACAGAUGCACACCAGUCACCACUCGUCCUCUUCCCCUUGAAGACAACAGAGGAGGUCGACCUCGGCUCGGCAGUCAGGUCGCUUAUCACCAACAGCUACGGCGAGGACCCUAAAAAGUACUCCGAGCAGACCUCUCAGCUCAAUCGAGCUCGUCAGGAUGCGGUCAAAGGCGCGGCUUCUGACGCCACCGGGCGAGAUCUGCUCUUCAAAUGGUUCCACAUGCUCGAGAUGCUCGAACUUCGCUUCCCAGAGCUUCGUGUGCCGUUCCCAUGGAAGGAUGCCUUCACCCAAAAAGCCAUCUCGCAAUCCAGCCUGGCAUACGAAAAGGCGAGCAUCAUCUUCAACAUCGCUGCAACACUGUCAUCGCUCGCCUCGUCCCAAGCUCGCAUGUCCAACCCGGACGGUCUCAAACGCACCUACACCGCACUUCGUCAAGCAGCGGGAAUGCUCAGCUACAUCAACGAGAACUUCCUGCAUGCGCCCAGCACCGACAUGAGCAAGGAUGUCGUCAAGUGUCUGGUCGGCAUCACACUCGCCCAAGCCUCCGAGGUGUUCCUAGAAAAGACGAUCGAGGAGAAGAAGGCUCCCGGUCUCAUCUCGAAGCUUGCCAGUCAGACCGCAGCCGCGUACACCGGUCUCGUCGAGGACUCGCGCGAACACGUCACCAAGGGCAUCUUCGAGCGAUCUUGGACAUACCUCGUCCAGGUCAAGGCGCGACACUUUACCUCGGUGAUGCACUACUACAAAGCCCUAGCGGACGACGCGUCCGGCUCGCACGGCGCCUGCCUGGUCCGCCUCACGGUCGCCGAGACAGCCGCGAAAGAGGCACGCAAUCUCCUCACCACCUUCAGCUCCUCCGCUACUGCGAGCGCUUCCGGGGACCAACCAUCCUUGCCCUCCGACGCAGCCUCCGCCCUCAUCGCCAUCGUCAACGCCCAACUCGUCCGCUGCACAGAACGCAAAGAGACCGCCGUCAAAGACAACGAUCUGAUCUACCACGACAUCCUUCCAUCCGAAUCGUCCCUUCCCGCGGUCGACAAGCUGGUCGCUGCGACUCCGAUCGCGAUCCAGGAGAUCUUUGCCGCUCCCGAGGUGCAGCGCGUCAUCGGUCCGGAUUUGUUCCAAAACCUCGUCCCACUCGGCGUGCAUGAGAAAGCGUCGUUGUACUCGGAAGAGAAGGCGAAGAUCGCACGUGCCGAGUCCGAGAGGCACGAUUUGGCGACAGGAGAGAUGCAGGCUUCGCUCGAGUAUUUGGGCUUGCCGGGGAGUUUGAAGAAGUUUCGCGCGUUGGCGCAGGGGAGCAACGGGAGUGGGAUGCUCGAUUCGCUCUCCGAUCCGGGGGCGGAGGUGAUGCGGUGGUCGAGCGAGGAGGCGGAGGGUGGGGGUGGUCGCGGUGUCGAUGGACUGGGAGUGGGUACGGCCGGGGUGGAUUCGGCGCUGGGUCGGAUCGAGAGCAUGAAGAGCCAAGCCAAGGAGGAUAUCGACGCGGCGCUGGCUGCGUUGGACGACGAGAACCGCGAGUGCGAAAAGCAACGUGUUCGAUUCGGGCAUAAGUGGACCCAAGACCCCGCGGGGUUGCAUACGAAGGACAUGCGCGCCAGCCUCAAGGACAACAGGGAGGCCAUGGCGCAGGCGUCCCAGAACGACGCACAAAUUGGGGAACUGUGGCGAUCCAUUCGCGAGGACGUAGCCUUGCUCGUUUCCGGACGUGAGGCGCUAGAAGGUGCAUUCGCAGCCGCACUCACCGGUCAAACCGGUCUCUACGGCACCUCCUCCACCGCCCCAACAUCCCUCAUCGACAUCUCGGCGGACGAAGAGCAGGCGUCGGAAUCGCAAACCGCUUCGGUGAAAGCCAAACUCGCUCAGAUCGACGAAGCGCUGCUCAAGCUCAACAAGAUCAAGAAGGAACGCGGCGAAGUGCUCGCCGAUCUCAAGGAAAAGAUCCAGACGGACGACAUUUCGCAGGUCCUCGUGCUCAAUCGACGAGCUCAAAACGUCGAUGCCUCCAUCUUUGCUGCCGAGCUGGAAAAGUUCAAACCGCAUCAGAAUCGCAUUGCGGUGAGCCUGCAUCAUCAGCAGGCGCUGUUGGCCGAGGUGGAGACGACGUUCAAGGAAUUGAGCGAGCUGCCGGCGAGCAAGUCCGCGGGGGCCAAGUGGGACGAGAAGGAGAAGGCGAGGAAUCGGUUGGUGGCGAGGUUGAGGAGGGCUAGGGAUUCGAAUGCGCAGGUGAGGGCCGGGGUAGCGAAGGGGUUGCAGUUCUAUGCGGAUCUGCAGGAGAUUGUGCGCGGGACCAGGCAGAAUGUCAACAGGUAUGUGGGGGAGAGGAAGGCGGAGAGGUUGAAGCUGGUGGGUGAGCUGGAGUGGGAGGAAAAGGGAAGCGGGGGUGGAGCAGGGGGGCUGGCGAGCUCGAUGGCUGGGUUGAGCAUGGGCGGUGGUGCGGGUGGUCCGCCGCCACCACCGCCGCCGGGCCGACAGACGAGCUAUGGGAGCGCAUAUGGAAGCACACCGCUGUCCCCUGGACCUCCGACGCUACCAUCGCUGCCCGGAGCACGACAGACGAGCAUGCCACCGGCGCCCUUGCCGCACCAACAAGCGCCGUACCAGCAGCCACAACAGAACGAUCCGUACAACUCCAUGUUCUCCACUGGGCCAUUUAUGGACAACCGCUCCUCGCCUGCUCCGCAGCAGCCCCCGCAGCAACAGCGACCCUACGGUCAGCUCGGCUACGGCUCUGACAACCACCAGCCACAACGCGCAGGGUCAGGAGGCCUUCCACCCCCACCACAGCAGUUCCAAAGCUCCUUCUCGCCGACCACCACAUCGCCUACGCAGAGCAGAUACACCUCCCCGCCCCCGCCGGCGCCCGCUCCCCAGUCAUUCGGCCAGGGAGGAGGGUAUGGAGCUCCACCCCCGCCCCCGCAGCAGACCGCCUACGGAUACGGUGGACAAGACUAUGGUUCGAAUCGCGCCCCUGCCUCGCCGUACACCGCCCCGCCUCCGCCGCAACAAGGACAGUACGGCGGAGGAUACGCCUCUCAGCCGCAGUAUCAGCAGCCCUACGGUGCACCCCCCCAGCAGCAGCCGCAAGGGUAUGGCGCAAGAGCACCCCCUCCGCCCCCCACGCAGUAUCCGCAGGGUUACCAGCAGGGUGGCUAUCAAGGAGGCUAUCAGCCGCCCUACUGA